ACUUAAAUGUUCACAUUUUGUUAACUGUUUCAUUAUAAUUUCAUUUUAUUGGUUUUGCUAAAUUUGUCAAGUAGAUAUUUUUAUUCGUUUCGAACAGAGAGAAGAAAAUGAAUACAUUCCAAUGAUUGGCUCACUUUUACAGCAGUUGAUCGACUAAAUCAAGAAAUUUACAACAGGUCUGUGUGUCUAUUAGCUAGAUUGUCAUAUAUUGAUAAGGUGGAGAGAAAAUAACUACCGGAAAACCAAAAAUAGUUCACGUCAAAUUGGAAAUUCUUUGCGUAUGCACAACCGACUUAUAUAUGUAGACUGAACUGACUAAUUUGGCCAAGUGACUCAGAACUUGAGUUUUUCGAGUGCGUAGGAAGCCGACCUAUAUACGAUUAGAUAAGAGAAACAGUGAGAGAAGGAAACAUAUAUAUAUAUAUAUAUAGAGUUAAACACAGAGAACGUCAAGAGAACAAAACCAUUUAACGCUCUACAGAAGCUUUUCAGGAAGAAUAUCUAUAUAAUGGACAAUACUUCGAGGAAAGUUGCCUAUACCCCUCCACCUGGAGAUUUCAGUGGGGAUUUGGAAAAAUUCUCAAAUUACCUGUACAAUCAAUUGUCAACAGGUAAUCCCAAUAGGAAUAUUAUCUUUUCACCCUUCUGCAUACAAACCUGUGCGGCCAUGUUGCUUAUGGGUGCGGAAAAGGGUACGGAAACAUUUGGCGAAUUGAGAUAUGGCCUACAGUUUAGUUCAGAGAAUUGUGAGGAUAUUGCCAGUGAAUUCGAUACUAUAUUGACAGCAUAUCAGCAGUUGAAUACAUUGAAAACUGCGAAUAAAUUGUACCUUAUGAAAGGUUUGAGCAUUCAGAGGAAAUUUGAAAAUCUCUUAACUCAGAAAUUUCAUUCAAGACCGGAGAGUCUCGAUUUUGCCAAUAGUUUAGAAUCAGCUGAACAUAUUAAUGACUGGGUAGAAUCGCGUACCAAUAAGCUAAUCAAAGGAAUAAUUAAGCCCGAUUCAUUAAAUUCCCAGACUCGUCUCAUUCUAGUCAAUGCCAUACACUUUAAGGGCGAAUGGGAGAUUAAAUUUAAUGAGAAAAAUACACUCGAGGAUGAUUUCUAUAUAAACGAAAGCCAAAGGAUAACAGUGCAAAUGAUGCAUUUGGAAAAUACUUUUCUUUAUGCCGAAUUAAAAGACUUGGAUGCCACAGCAUUGCAAAUGGACUACAAGGAUUCGGAUUUAUCCAUGCUAAUAGUAUUGCCGAAUACACGGACCGGUCUAAGGCAUGUGGAAAAUAAAUUGCAAUCGACUUCAUUGAAGAAAAUUACCAAUCUAUUGACAGAAACGCCAGUUGAUGUCAAAAUACCUAAAUUCAAAGCUGAAUUCGAGCAAGAACUUUCACCAGUUUUCCAAGUGUUAGGAAUAAAGCGCAUAUUUUCCAAUGAUGCUGAACUUGGCAAAAUCAUAACAACUGAUGAUCCUGUCAAUGUUUCUCAAAUUUUGCAUAAGGCAUAUAUUGAGGUCAAUGAAUUGGGCAGUGAAGCUGCAGCAGCAACUGCUAUGAUUGUGAUGGUUAGAAGUAUGCCACUUCCGCCACCGAAACCAAAACAAUUUUAUGCCAACAAACAAUUUUACUACACAAUAUUUCAUCGUUCCCAUGGUCAUUUGUUUGCGGGGAAUGUAGUUACUCAAUUUUCUGCUCCUGCUGUUCCUUCUGAUGAGUCCUGUAGUUGUGAAAAAAAUUGAAAUUUCAUGGAGAAUUUUCUUUCUACUUGCAUCUAGAUGUUAUCAAAGAAGGAAGCAGUCAUAUAAAAAUCACGUUUGAGGCAAAUCGACCGUUUU
Messenger RNA from Drosophila willistoni, 1825 nucleotides. Its product is annotated as serine protease inhibitor 42Dd. The record is from RefSeq and is a predicted model, not a curated record. The coding region runs from base 509 to 1729 and encodes 406 amino acids. Gene Ontology annotation, molecular function: serine-type endopeptidase inhibitor activity. The transcript is spliced from 3 exons. Lineage: Eukaryota; Metazoa; Arthropoda; Insecta; Diptera; Drosophilidae.